This is a messenger RNA of Haliotis rubra (blacklip abalone), 2225 nucleotides long. Its product is annotated as organic cation transporter protein-like. Gene Ontology annotation, molecular function: transmembrane transporter activity. The coding region runs from base 272 to 1936 and encodes 554 amino acids. Gene Ontology annotation, cellular component: membrane. NCBI's taxonomy places the organism in Eukaryota, Metazoa, Mollusca, Gastropoda, Lepetellida, Haliotidae. The record is from RefSeq and is a predicted model, not a curated record. The transcript has 10 exons. Gene Ontology annotation, biological process: transmembrane transport.
AAAACACGUCCGGGCUCUGGAUUCGAAGUUAUCGAAGCGUGAAGUUUCCGAACGCAGAAACAAAACUAUGCACAAUGAGCAUCUGUGAUAUAUUUGCACAAACUAGAACAGUUGAGAUCGGAUUUAGACAAAGUACCCUUACUGAGUCUAAGUGACGGUACUGACACACAAAACUACCUGUAAAUCGGGCGCACCGGACAGAGCUGCGUUUACCGGCACGGUGGAACAUGUUUUGAAGUCCUUGGAUCGACCGGAAUAACGCUUCAUCAGGAUGAAAUUCGACGAUAUUCUUGAAGACCAUCUCGGGGCUUUUGGGCGUUACCAGAAGAGGAAGUAUUUCUUGCUCUGCCUCCCGGGUGUCUUUUGUGCAAUGCAAAUGCUCAGUCCAGUCUUUGUGCUCAACAUCCCUAAUCACAGGUGUGCUCUCCCCGGUGUCAGCAACGACACAUACGCUGUCCAAGGACCUGACCAUGAGCUCCUCCUUAACACCUCCAUACCCUGGACGACGGAGAAAGGCGUCAGUGUCAGGGACUCCUGUCUCAUCUACAAGGACGAUGUUUCAGGAGGUCAGAACAGAACAACCCAGGAAUGCAACGCAUGGGUGUACGACAACUCUGUCUUCAAGAACACCGUUAUCACAGAGUUGAACAUGGUUUGCAACGAUAAAGGCCUGAGGUCUCUUGCCAACAGCAUUCUAAUGGCAGGACUUCUAUGUGGAUCCCUUGUUCUGGGCAUCAUCUCAGACAUCAUUGGCCGGAAACCAACACUGAUGUUAUCCAUCCUGCUACACGUCGGCACAGGAGUUGGAACAGCGUUUGCUCCGAACUUCGUGGCUUUCGUCAUUCUCAGAUUUCUUAACGGUGCUUCCAAUAUCGGCCUCUUCGUAUCAUCUUUCGUCAUCGUCAUGGAACUCGUUGGUCCCUCCAAACGAACCUUUGCGGGGAUGAUCAUCGAGUUCUUCUGGUGCUUGGGGCUGUUCAUUGUGGGAGCUCUGGCCUACUUCAUCCGAGACUGGCAUCACCUCCAACUCGCCAUCUCCGUCCCAGCCGUGCUAUUGCUCGGCUUGUACUGGUUAGUCCCCGAGUCACCAAGAUGGCUGCUGUCACGUGGUCGCGAGGAGGAAGCAGAAGCAAUCCUCAGGAAAGCGGCAGAAGUGAAUGGAGUGACUCUUCCACAGAAGCUAUUUGACAAGGACACUCUGGAUGACGGUCCCAAGAGCAAGAUCACAGAGAUGUUCACCUCCCCAGUGCUCCUCGUCAGGACUCUCAUCAUCUUCUUCAAUUGGCUUGUUGCCAGUAUGGUUUUCUACGGUCUUGGUCUGAACGUUGGCAAUCUUGGCGGUGACAUCUACCUAAACUUCACCAUCGCAAACAUCGUGGAGACAGUAUCUUACGUUAUGUGUCUGUUUCUGUUGGACCGAGUGGGCCGGAAGUUCCUACACUGUGGCAGUAUGUUGGUGGGAGGGAUUGCGUGUAUUGCCACCAUCUUCCCGGUUUUGUAUGGGGGCAAGGAGCUGGAAUGGGUGACAAUUACUCUGUCGAUGAUUGGCAAGUUUGGAGCAUCAGCUGCUUUCGCCAUUAUUUACAUUUUUGCUGCGGAGUUGUUCCCGACUGUUGUGAGAAACUCCGGCAUGGGUGGCAGUUCCUUCUCGGCCCGUAUUGGAGGAAUACUGUCCCCUUACAUUGCUGAUCUGGGCACAAUAGUUGGUGGUGACUUCGGUAACGCACUCCCCCUUCUGGUAUUUGGUGCUGUGACAGUGGCGGCGGGGAUACUGGCACUGUGGCUGCCCGAAACACUGAAUCGAAAAUUGCCGGAAACCAUCGAAGAUGCCAAAGUUUUCGGAAAGACCGGUAAAAAUUCCUAUGAGCUUGAUCAAACAGUCGAAAGGUUGCCCACCGAAAAGGAGUAUGACAAUCCAGCAUUCGAAAAGUGCUGAAGAGAACAGACUGCAACAAAAAAAAACUUAUUACUAGUAUUUUAUUGAUUUUCAGUUAUCUGUUAUAUACUGGACAAAAUAAGUUAGGGAUAUUGGUAUUUUUAUGAUUGAUAUUUUAUCAGAGUGUCAAUAAAUAAGUAGAUCAUUAUUCAUAAUUUCAAAAUUUACAUAUAUCCCUAACUAUUUUUGUCCAGUUUAUUAGCAUGGACUCACCUACAAAAACUAAUUCCAUUUACGUAUUUAUCUAUGUUUACAAUAUGUGAAUCCACAUGCCAACAAAUAUUUUUGA